This is a messenger RNA of Penaeus monodon (black tiger shrimp), 2240 nucleotides long. RefSeq names its product alkylglycerol monooxygenase-like. The record is from RefSeq and is a predicted model, not a curated record. Gene Ontology annotation, cellular component: endoplasmic reticulum. NCBI's taxonomy places the organism in Eukaryota, Metazoa, Arthropoda, Malacostraca, Decapoda, Penaeidae. Gene Ontology annotation, molecular function: oxidoreductase activity; iron ion binding. Gene Ontology annotation, biological process: lipid biosynthetic process.
GUUAUGGUUACCAAGGUCAUAUGUGCUGACGCUACGUACGUCUCCUCGUCGCCCAGUUGCGGUUACUCCCUGGUGGUGAUAGAAGACAAGACUCUGGCUGUAGUUGUGUGGAAGACCCAAGGCAGUGAUCCACCAUGAGUGGCGUUCUACAACCUCUCGGAUCCUUGUUUUACAUCGUAAAUCCGAAUAGCACGGCCUUCAAGGAACCCGAAGACGUUCCGAAUUACACAAAUGAGGCAAUACCGAUGUUCAUUGCUUUCAUUGUGUUGGAGUGGCUGGUGGUGAAGUUCAAGAGACAAGGGAAGAUCCGACACAAUGACUUCAUAAACUCCUUGUCCCAUGGCAUUGUCUAUGAUGUGUUUGGCAUUGUGUUUCGGAGCUUCACGUUAUGGGGUUACGAUUGGCUGUACGAACGACGUGUUAUUGACCUGGAUUGGUCCUCCCCGGUGACCUGGUGGGUCGCUGCUCUCGGAGUUGACCUGGGCUAUUACUGGUUCCAUCGAGCUACUCAUGAAGUGAACCUGAUUUGGGCGAGCCAUCAAGUCCAUCACUCAUCCGAGGAGUACAACCUCUCUACUGCUUUACGCCAGUCGAUGUUCCAACGGUAUUUCUCCUUCGGGUUCUACCAGCCCUGGCUCUCCUGGGUUCCUCUCUCGGCUAUUUUAGUACACGCGCAAUUCAACUUACUGUACCAGUUCUGGAUCCAUACGGAAGUUGUGAAGAACUGCGGGCCGUUAGAGUGGGUUCUCAACACUCCAUCUCACCACCGAGUCCAUCAUGGAGCCAACAAGUGGUGUCUAGAUAAAAACUAUGCCGGCGUCCUUAUAAUAUGGGAUCGACUAUUUGGGACUUUUGAGCCUGAAAGACAAGACGAAAAGAUAGCUUAUGGGCUGGUAGGCCAACCCCAGUCUCAGAAUGUACUUUGGCUUCAGGUCUUCUACUUCGGGGCAGUGUUCCAGAAGGCUCGGAGCAUGAGCACCUGGGGCGACGCCCUCCGCGCCCUCUUCUACGGACCCGGCUGGUUCCCCGGGACGCCCCGCCUCGGCGACCCCGACACCUUCCCAGACGUCCGGGCGCCUAGGGCCAAGUACGACCCUCAGCUUCCCUUGUGGCAGGAGGUGUAUGUGGUCGUACACUUCCUCGUCAUCAUGAUUCUUCAUAAUAUCUUCAUUUCACAGAGUAUGACUUUCUCAUGGAUAACAGUCCUGAUGUUCUUCGUGUUCAUCUUUGUCUCCGUCGGAAUCAUUGGCGCCAUGUACGACGGCUGGUGGUGGGCGCCCUUGGUCGAGGCCGCCCGCUGCGCCGCCUACGUGGCCUACGCUCGUGACAUACCAGUCACCAACAUCGCGUUGUUGGACGCCGUCAUCCUCGCCUACUUUGCACUGUCGACGUUACUGUGGGUCUCUCAGAGUUUGGCCGUCGUCAAAGCCACUGUCAAGGCUGCUAAGCUGGAGUAAAAGGGCGAGCUAAAUACAAUAUAACGGCGGUAGUUUUUAACGAGAGUUGCGACAUACACAGUGGUGUUCUCGGCGCGCUCUACACGUUGAUAACACUUUUUUCAUGGUGCAAAAAAAUGGUUUCAAAUUUCGGUAGGCCUUGUGUGUUAUAAAAUAUAUAUAUAUUCUUUUUGUGUAAUCACUGGUGUAUUGUAUAAUUCCCUAAUUGAUGUAUUAAGCUUUAGUUCUUUAACACUAAAAUCACAAAAUGUAUUAUUGAUUUACAUAACCAUUGCAAGAUUGUAGUCCUUCAUGGGAUAAUUCAUGUUGAUAAAAAAACAUAAUCUUUGAAUAAUACAACCUAAUAAAGUAUAUUUUCCACAGAAAAUAUUCAUAAUAUAUUGAUGCAUUUUUCAUGAAACGAGAAGACUUCAAGUGCAUUUCCCAUAUUAUAUUUGUAUAAAACUGGAGAGGAUCAUCGUCUUUGGCCUGUCAAAGGUUGUUCCCAAAACGCGAAACAUUUGUUUCUACAGGAAUCGCCAGUCACACAUCUUAAAUAUGUUUAAAUAAGCUGAUUUGGUAUGAAGUCUUGUUAUGAAGUCCAUGUUUUAUUAACGCAUACAACUUAACAAGUAAAGUAGGGGAGAUAAUUCUGUCCAGAACCGUGAAAAAUCGUGUAGACAGUAGUAGAAAUCAGAAUUACACGAGCUGUUUGUAAUCUUUUUAGUAUGGUCUUUUUUGUAAACUCUUUUAUAUUUUUAUUUAGUGUAACCCAAAUGUAUAUAAGAAAAGAUGAUUCCCGAU